AUGUCAACAAGAGUACAAAAAUCUGCAAUUUUAAAUGAAAACAUAGACAAAGUAUGGAAUGUUUUACGUAAUUUCGAUUUCCCAUCAAAAAUCUUCCCAGUAAUCGAAAGUUCAAUUAUUGAAGGUGACUCAACACCAACCACUGUUGGAGCCAUCCGUGUUUUAAAGUGGAAAACUGGUGAAACCAAUAAACAAAGAUUAUUAGAACUCUCUGAUCUUUCACAUAAAAUCAUUUAUGAAUUAAUUGAAAGUGAACAAACUGCUGAAGUUACUGCCUACAUUAGCACCAUUAAAUUAAUUCGUAUUACUGAAUCAAAUCAAACCCUUUUGACUUGGGAAAGUGAAUUUUCAGCAGAUGUAAAGAAGGAUUUAAUUAAUUUCGAAUCAAAAUCAGUUUCCUUAAAUUUACAAGAUUUACAAAAAUUCUUUUCAAAAUAA
Dictyostelium discoideum AX4 is the source of this 438-nucleotide messenger RNA. RefSeq lists its product as hypothetical. The transcript has 3 exons. The record is from RefSeq and is a predicted model, not a curated record. NCBI's taxonomy places the organism in Eukaryota, Evosea, Eumycetozoa, Dictyosteliales, Dictyosteliaceae. Bases 1 to 438 code for a protein of 145 amino acids.